Messenger RNA from Penicillium robsamsonii, 594 nucleotides. RefSeq names its product putative ubiquitin conjugating enzyme (UbcB). The transcript has 2 exons. The record is from RefSeq and is a predicted model, not a curated record. The coding region runs from base 1 to 594 and encodes 197 amino acids. Lineage: Eukaryota; Fungi; Ascomycota; Eurotiomycetes; Eurotiales; Aspergillaceae.
AUGGGCAGCAUCAAGCGCAUAUCCAAGGAGCUGGCUGAGCUCACCGAAUCCCCUCCAGAAGGGAUCACGGUUGAGUUGGCCGAUGAGUCGAACGUGUACGAGUGGAGGGUCAAAAUGGAUGGGCCUGAAGGCUCGCCAUUCCACGUAUGUCAAAACAUGAUCUGUCUCCCUUUAUCCUCACCAUCUCCCACCAAGGUCUCCAACAGGGAGUCCCCGAACUCGAACCUCCCAGUCCAACUCCAACAAACAGCGUUUCUAACCUCGUGGCAAACAACACAGAAUGGCAAGUUCCUAGUCAAGCUCUCCCUCCCCACGGAAUACCCAUUCAAGCCACCGACAGUCUCCUUCGCAACUAAAAUCUACCACCCAAACGUAACAAACGACGACAAAGGAAGCAUGUGCCUAGGCAUGCUCCGAGCCGACGAAUGGAAACCCAGCUCGAAGAUCGCCGCAGUCCUCCAGUUCGCCAGACAGCUACUAGCCGAGCCGAUGCCCGAUGAUGCCGUCGAGGGGCGGAUUGCAGAGCAAUACAAGAACGACCGGGCACGCUACGAGGAGGUUGCGCGGGAGUGGACUCGCAAGUACGCUUGUUGA